AUGAUUGAUCUCUUUUAUUGCAACUUAAGUUUCUUCAUCGUUGACGAAUAUCUUAAACAUUUGGAGCAAUAUGAAACUUCUGAGGAAACAUCUGAAAGAAAAAUACUUGAUGGUUCGAUAAAGGUUUUGGAUUUAGCAUUUGAAACAAAAGUUUCUGGAAAAUUUCAAUGCAUUUUUUGUCACUAUGGUACAGUAGAAAAAGAUGAAAUGCAUGCACACAUGGAAGCGCAUCCCAGUGAAAAAUUUCUGUAUUGUGUUCGAAUGCGUGCUCCUGGUUCUACUGCCAUGGACAUUACUUCAGUUGAAACAAUCAAUGUUAACACAAAAGUUGAUAUUGAAAUCAUUUCGAUUGAAGAAAAUCGAACGGAUGAAGUAAUAAAAGACUUCAAAAUAACUGUUGACUCGGAUUUGGAGGAAGCUCUAAAUUCAAAAAAAAUUUUAAAAUUAGCUUAGUUUUUAAAUGUACUUUUUUAGUCAAGGAGUUAUUAUUUAAUGUGGAAUCAAUAAAUGAG
Clunio marinus is the source of this 512-nucleotide messenger RNA. NCBI's taxonomy places the organism in Eukaryota, Metazoa, Arthropoda, Insecta, Diptera, Chironomidae. The record is from the annotation of a GenBank genome assembly.